Molecule: messenger RNA, 3482 nt
Organism: Pelmatolapia mariae (spotted tilapia)
Lineage: Eukaryota; Metazoa; Chordata; Actinopteri; Cichliformes; Cichlidae
Gene: vps26bl
Product: vacuolar protein sorting 26 homolog B, like
Exons: 6
Coding region: 132-1133 (333 amino acids)
Biological process (GO): intracellular protein transport; retrograde transport, endosome to Golgi
Cellular component (GO): retromer complex; endosome
Source: RefSeq, a predicted model, not a curated record
AUCUGGGAAGCAGCUCGCGCUGGACUCCUCGCGGCAAACCGAGAACAAACUACAGUGUGUUCUUUCAUUAGGAAGACAGCGCAUUUCCAGCGGGAUCCGGUCACAGAGCUUCGCUUGACUAACGAGCAGCAAUGAGCUUUUUUGGUUUUGGUCAGAGUGCGGAUAUAGAUAUAGUUCUGAAUGACGCCGAAACGAGAAAAAAAGCUGAGCACAGAAGCGAAGACGGCAGGAAAGACAAAUAUUUCCUUUUCUACGACGGGGAAACUGUUUCCGGAAAAGUCAACGUUACACUCAAAUACCCGGGAAAGAGGCUGGAGCAUAAUGGCAUCAAAAUCGAGUUUAUCGGCCAGAUAGAAAUGUACUAUGACAGGGGGAAUCAUCACGAGUUUGUGUCUCUGGUGAAAGACUUGGCUCGACCAGGGGAGCUCACACAGUCACAGACGUUUGACUUUGAGUUCACACAUGUGGAGAAACCCUACGAAUCAUACACUGGUCAGAACGUCAAGUUACGCUACUUUCUCAGGGCGACAGUAGGCCGGAGACUCAACGACAUCAGCAAAGAGUUGGAUCUUGUGGUUCACACACUCAGCACCUACCCCGAGCUGAACUCCUCCAUCAAGAUGGAAGUUGGCAUUGAGGACUGUCUACACAUAGAGUUUGAGUACAAUAAGUCCAAGUAUCACCUAAAAGAUGUUAUUGUAGGGAAGAUUUACUUCCUCCUAGUGAGGAUUAAGAUCAGACAUAUGGAGAUUGACAUAAUCAAGCGGGAGACAACUGGCACAGGCCCUAACGUCUACCAUGAGAACGACACCAUAGCAAAGUAUGAAAUAAUGGAUGGUGCCCCCGUCAGAGGAGAGUCCAUCCCCAUCAGGCUGUUUCUGGCAGGCUAUGAGUUGACCCCCACAAUGAGGGACAUUAACAAGAAGUUCUCUGUGCGGUACUACCUUAAUCUGGUCCUCAUAGAUGAAGAGGAAAGACGCUAUUUCAAACAGCAGGAGAUCACACUGUGGAGGAAAGGCGACAUUGUGAGGAAGAGUAUGUCUCAUCAAGCCGCCAUUGCCUCACAGCGCUUUGAAGGUACCUCCAAUCCAGAGAAGUUCCACGGCCAUAACGCCGAGGAAGACAGCGGCUAAAACCCAUUAUGUGCUGCAGCGAGCAUCCGAGCAGAGGCAGCGCACGGACAUCAGUCUGAACUCUUAAUGUGAAAAUCACUCGUUUGCAUCGAGACAAAAUGCACUGCAGUGUUUGUCACAGCUGGAGUAGUGUGCUGAGCGAGUGAGGCGUGUGUGUGUGUGUGCGUGCGUGCAUGUGUGUGUGUAUGUGAGGGUGGGGAUGGAUAAACCAGAGUCGGACUCUAUUUGUUAGCAAUUCUCAGCGUUUUCAUUUGAACAAACAACCUUGACGUACCAGCUGGUUCGAAUUUACCACACUAAGACUGAUGGUGUCAGCUAACUUCUCUGUCUCUCAAAACUGCACAAAAUUGGCUUGUAAGUACUUAAUUGAUGCCUUGGCAUUUAUUGUACACCUCAGUGGGGUGAACUUCACCCAUUAGAUGCACUUAAAUGUCAUUUGCAGGUGUGUGUGAAUGUAGAAUACAUGGCACAGAGCCAUCUGGAGGUGUAUUUCUGACACCGCCUUUCCUUUAAACUACUUACUUUGUGGGAAGAUUGAUACAGCAGCCAUUCGACAAGUUAAUGAUGAGUGGCUAAACAAUACAUGUGACGGCACGUGUGUGUGUGUGCUCACAGGAAUGUGAAAAUUGAACAUGAACUCAUGUAAGGUUUAUCUGCCAUGCCCUCUGCUGGAAAGAAACGCUUUUAUUUCCAUUUUGCAUCUUAAUUUUACAUAACUAGAAUGAGUCGAGGAUAACCAAACAGCAGUCUGAAAAAAAACUAUAAUGGAAGAGACUUAUUUUCAUACAUUCCAGAAACAGGCGUGACUACAGAGUAUUCAUUUGAACCCAAAUCAGUUUGUUUCAGCCAGCACUGAACAAAUUUGAUGCUUCAGUAGGUUAGAGUAUAGUGUCCCUUCCAUCUUUUGUUACAGCUGCCAGUCACUGAUAGUUUGAAACCUCUCUGCCAUUUGCACUGUGUGCUUUUCUUUUCUGCUCUCAGCACUGUUUACGAACUUGAGUCAAGAGGAGAAAGUUGGCAUCACUUCAGAUCUAAUAAAGACAGUAUUACACCUGCGCUUAUUUACAAAGAUGCCUGUUAACACAGUAUAGACUCCUGAGGCUGCUUCUUUGUGUCUAUAAGGGUUUGGUGCCAAAAUGUCUGCAAUACUAGAGAACAGUUGCCACGGUGAGUUGCUAUGUCCUGCGCUCCCACGUUUAUCUACUAGUAAAUAAAUGGGUUUAGUACAAAGGCAGGUUUAGAAGAUGUAGUGAAUGUAUACUGAAGGCCUCUCUUUUAUAUUAAGCACUUAAUGAAAUUUUGAAAAUUAACAAUCCCAGAACAUUUUCUAAAUAGAAUGAGUUCUUUUGCUUUUACUUUUUAACUGCAGGUCAGGCAGAGUUUAUUGGAAUUCUUGUGCCAUUAUUUGCUUUGCUUUUCUAAACUAUGAGAGCACACUAAUGAGUACAAAAUGAGAAGCACUCGAAGCAAGCCCCUUCUUGUCCUUCUGUCUUCUGCUUAACAAGCUUUCCAAAAUGCAUCACUGUGUACUGUGUAUGUUUCAUACUCUCCUAGGCAGUAGCAUGCUGCUGUUUUGCUCUGGUGAUUUGAUUGCUGUCACCAGAGGGCUUUUUAGAUACUGCUGAAAUAUUAAUGAAUUGUUGCUUUAAGCCAACAAGACAUGUUUUAAUUCACAUGUAUAGAAGUUGAGCAAGGGGGGAAAAACAGUUAAUGAAGCUCUGGUAAUAUCUGAUAAAUGCCACUGUAGGGACAGUGGUUUGUCACCUUUAACUUAAAGUGCAGGAGAGAGUUGAGAGGUGGGGAGAUUUCAAAGACAUUUAAAUUGACAGAAACAUGCUGGCAAGUUUCUAAUGUUUUAAAAAACACACAUUUUGUGCUGAAGGAAAUGAAUAAAUAAAAAUAUCUGAAUUUUUCUUAGCUUAAUUGAGCACCUUCAUGUAUCGAGACGAGCAGGAGACCAGCACUUCCUGGUCUCCUGAUAGAUAAAAGAAAGCAAGCUUUCCCUUCUCUGGCCUCACUCUUCACCUCGAUCAGUCUCAAAGAGCUCCUCUGCGGUAUUUCUCUGCCUCGCAGGGCACACAGUUCAUGCUCCGCUCUUUUCAUGAAUGGCCUGUGAUUCUACUUUUUAUCAGUACUGGUAGACUCUGACAACAGCGAGAAUGUAAAACCAGAAUAAACGUUGAAAUGUACAAUAUAAAUGCACAAUGUAAAUGCAGCCCCCACCUUCUGUUUAUAUUCCUGUCAUAUUUUAUCUUGUUUAUAAAUGUUGAUUUUAAUCAUUUUAUAUUCCAAUUUUUCUUUGAAAUCAAAGGGAUUAAAUAACUGAGAAACACGCCUAAUGUUUUCGAU